GAAAGUCUCCAUGCUGCCUUUGACUGCUCUUAUUGCCGCUGAUGAAUCAUUUGGAGCUUUAUUAAAACCAUACACUACACCUUCUGCCCCAUUCUCAAGAAUAAGGGUAUCAUUUGCUCGACAUUGUUGCAGACACUUAGGCCUCUGAAUUGGUUGGCUGCGCUGGUCUUGCAUCCAAGCCAUAUCUUAGGAUGCCUACAAACACUGGGAACAAGAUGCUACCUCUGCAUUCUAUUCUGAAUCCUACUUUGUCUGGGCAGCCUGAGCCUGGUUUCCGACAGUCUGAUCCAGUGUUGGCAACACCAUCGACAUCACUGCCGUCAGGAGCAUUACGAGGGACGACAGAUGGAUCGGUGCCUACCCAAAAGGCGAAACCACAGGGGAGCGCUGGCACUAUGCCCAAGCCGAAGUUACAGGGCCCAGUCAAUUUCGCCCCUUUUGAAGAUGUCGACCAAGCAUCAUAUCGAGAGGUUCAAAGGUUCCAAGUCAGUCCGUUUGGACAGAUACGACAGAGUUGCGACCAUAUCCCUUACAGUAGCUCAAAGAAGGACUUUUUCGAAAAGACGGGAAGAGAGAGCAUCGAAGUUUUCAAGUAUGAGUUUUGUUACAACGAGGCAACCUACACCGUAAUGUGGGAUUAUAAUGUUGGUCUUGUUCGCAUGACUCCAUUCUUCAAAUGUUUGGGGUAUGCAAAGACCAAACCCUCCCAGAUGCUGGAUAGAAAUCCGGGAUUAAGAGACAUAUCGCCUAGCAUCACCGGAGGCGCCGUGUCAGCUCAAGGGUAUUGGAUGCCAUAUCCAUGUGCAAGAGCGGUAUGUGCAACUUUUUGCACGAGAAUCGCGGGUGCAUUGAUACCGCUCUUUGGCCCAUCGUUUCCCUCUCAGUGUACUCCUUCCGACUCUCCUUAUUACAAUGAUAUGGUGAUCAGUCGAUUGAUCAUCAUGGAAGCUACUGAAGACGUCGCACGGUUUCGCUAUGGCCAGGGACAAGGAAAUCGAAUUGUAAAGGCUGUCGGCGGAAUACGUGGCCCUCUGGUGCUUGGAGACUAUCCCCUGCGUGGCAAAUGGGAAAGCCAGCCAACGCCCUCUUUCAGAAUACCAUCGCGCCCUCAGCCUCCGCGCUCUCAGCGUUUGAUCACCUCAAUUCCUGAGGCUCCUUUUGGUCAGCAUCCUAUGGCAACUUCGGCUCCGAGUACGGCAUGCGAAGCCCGCGAAGUCAACCCCUUUUCUCGGAUGAGCACGAACAUGACUGGUCGAUCUGUUCUUGAUCCUAAGCUUUUCCAGCCGCCGAGUUCCUUCUUCGAUGUGUCCCUACGAACCGAGACGAGCGAAUCUGAGAGAAAGAAUGUUGAGAAAUGGAGACCGAAGCGGCGUAGACGAGCUCACAACGAGGCUGGAACAGUGUAUUCGCUGGCUCCCCUUGUGGAAGCAAACCAAGAGAGGCAGCCACAGUCACAGCCAGAGCUGGAGCAUUUCAGAGCGGCAGCAGCACUGCUGAGUCUGCAUAGAGAGCUUCGAGGCGCAGAAUAUUCCUCUACGAUAGCGGUGGAAGCAUCGGACGACGACUUUCCUGAACGGCGUCACCAGAAGAAACGACCAAAGGCGCAUUCCUUUUAACAACCGGAUGAGGUUGGUUGGAUUACCAAAAGCGGGAACGUGAUGUUGUAAUUUGGGGAUUUUUAUCCACGUAUUGCUCGUUUCAAGAUACCCGCAGGACUGGCGCUUGCAAUCAGAUUGUUUUUGGGUCAUCUUUUGGAGAGGUGUUUCUGGUUUUGCUUUUUUGUAUGUGGUAUUUUCAAGUU
Molecule: messenger RNA, 1801 nt
Organism: Trichoderma harzianum CBS 226.95
Lineage: Eukaryota; Fungi; Ascomycota; Sordariomycetes; Hypocreales; Hypocreaceae
Exons: 4
Coding region: 192-1616 (474 amino acids)
Cellular component (GO): MBF transcription complex; SBF transcription complex
Molecular function (GO): transcription regulator activity; DNA binding
Source: RefSeq, a predicted model, not a curated record